AUGGCCUUUGGGGAUGGAAUGGAGUUGAGUUUUGUUCUUGUUCUCAUGACUCAUUUCCAGUGUUUGAAUCAAUUGACCAUGUUGUUAGUCAGUCUGUGUGCUUUGUUAAUACGACAAAUACAAGGCAGGAGAAAUAACAAAAGGAGAGUAACGUUGGAUCAUUGUCGCAGGGCUAGGGUUAGGGAAGUUGACUUCCUCAGAAUUGUUCAUAUAAGUGACACUGCUUGUAUUGAGAAUACAAGGAUGGACAGAAGGUGUUUUCAUAAAUUGUGUGAGUUGGUCAAAACAGUUGGGAGGCUUGAACCAACUGCUCAUAUGGGUGUGGAAGAGAUGGUUGCAAUAUUUCUGCACAUAUUGGCUCAUGAUGUCAAGAAUAGGAUUAUAAAAAGACAAUUCAUGAGGUCCGGUGAAACUAUCAGUAGGCAGUUCUCAAAUGUGUUACUCGCUGUGUUACGUUGUCAUGUUGUUUUACUAAAACGGCCUGAGCCAGUUGCGGAGAAUUCGACUGAUGAAAGAUGGAAGUGGUUCAAGAUAAAUCCCUUGCUUGCUGACAAGCCAAGAUACCGUACUAGGAAGGGUGACAUAGCAACAAAUGUGUUAGGUGUUUGUUCUCAAGAUGGUCAGUUCAUUUUCGUAUUGCCUGGAUGGGAGGGGUCAGCUGCAGAUUCAAGGGUUCUACGAGAUGCAAUCUCGCGGCCGCACGGGUUAAAGGUGCCAAAAGGUUACUAUUACCUGUGUGAUGCUGGAUACAUGAACGGUGAAGGUUUCCUGACACCGUAUAGAGGACAAAGAUAUCAUCUCACUGAAUGGAGGAAUGGGCCUCAACCAAGGACACCACAAGAAUUUUUUAAUAUGAAGCACUCAUCCGCAAGGAAUGUCAUAGAGCGAUGUUUUGGUAUGUUGAAGGGGCGGUGGGCAAUUGUCAGAUCUAAGUCAUUUUAUCCGGUUAAGACGCAAUGCAGGAUUACAACAGCUUGUUGCUUGCUUCAUAACCACAUAAGAAGAGAAAUAACAAUGGAUCCUUUAGAGGCUGCUGAAGUGAACAUCCAUCAGGGUGAAGAUGAGAUUGGAGGAAAUGAUAUGAUUACUCAUGUUGAGUCUUCCAAUGCAUGGUCGCUUCAGAGGGAUGAAAUGGCGCAUAAUAUGUUUAACGCGUGGAGGAGUCGUGCUUGA
Messenger RNA from Gastrolobium bilobum, 1173 nucleotides. RefSeq lists its product as uncharacterized. Bases 1 to 1173 code for a protein of 390 amino acids. The transcript has 3 exons. The record is from RefSeq and is a predicted model, not a curated record. NCBI's taxonomy places the organism in Eukaryota, Viridiplantae, Streptophyta, Magnoliopsida, Fabales, Fabaceae.